This is a messenger RNA of Columba livia (rock pigeon), 985 nucleotides long. RefSeq names its product deoxyuridine triphosphatase (gene DUT). Gene Ontology annotation, molecular function: dUTP diphosphatase activity; magnesium ion binding. NCBI's taxonomy places the organism in Eukaryota, Metazoa, Chordata, Aves, Columbiformes, Columbidae. The record is from RefSeq and is a predicted model, not a curated record. The transcript is spliced from 7 exons. Gene Ontology annotation, biological process: dUTP catabolic process; dUMP biosynthetic process. Bases 185 to 694 code for a protein of 169 amino acids.
CGACUCCGGCCCCGCUCCCCCGGUGGGCCUCGGCUCCGCCCGCCGCCCGUGCAGCCGCAAUCGCGUCCCCCGGCAACACUGCGCGCCCCGCGCGGUCCGCCCGCCGCUGCCCGGCACCGCCACCACCGGGUCCCGCGGAGGCGCCCGGCGCCGGCCCGCUGGCGGAGCGGCUGAGCGGCCUCGCAUGGCAGCGAUGCCCGCCUCCGACGCCGUGUUGCAGCCGUCCCCCAGCAAGAGGCAAAAAGGCUCGGUGCCCGAGGAGCCCACCGCGCUGCUCCGCUUCACUAAGCUCUCCGAGAACGCCUUCGCCCCCUCCAAGGGCUCUGCUCGGGCUGCAGGCUACGAUCUGUACAGUGCCUAUGACUGUGUGAUACCACCCAUGGAAAAGGCUGUCGUGAAAACAGACAUUCAAAUUGCACUUCCUGCAGGAUGCUAUGGCCGAGUAGCACCGCGUUCUGGUUUAGCAGCAAAGCACUUCAUAGAUGUUGGUGCUGGUGUUAUUGAUGAGGAUUACAGGGGAAAUGUUGGUGUGGUACUCUUCAACUUUGGCAAGGAUACUUUUGAAGUUAAAAAAGGGGAUAGGAUUGCCCAGCUCAUCUGUGAACGCAUUUGUUAUCCUGAGCUAGAAGAAGUAGAAGCUCUAGAUGAUACAGAACGUGGCGAAGGUGGCUUUGGUUCUACUGGAAAGAACUGAAAAUUAUUUGAAUAUGCUUUUUUGUUGUUGUUUUGCUAUUUCUAAAUUUUCAUUAGAAGGGGGAUUUUAGAAGACAUGAGAAAAAACUGCAAGUUUUAUUCAGUUUUCUGUAUCUGUCCUCCUUUCUCUUUUUACAGGCAACGACUUCAUCUGCAUUAUGGGCAAAAGUACAUGACUGAUUUCAUUGAUUAGUUGAUGGAUUAUUUUUGCUUUUUAGAUGUUCAGCCCGCAGGAAUAAGAACUCACUGUUUAUGUGCUGAUUAUACUCUAAUAAAUUUAAAAGUAACUUAA